Molecule: messenger RNA, 468 nt
Organism: Sungouiella intermedia
Lineage: Eukaryota; Fungi; Ascomycota; Pichiomycetes; Serinales; Metschnikowiaceae
Source: the annotation of a GenBank genome assembly
AUGGCCGAUAUCAGUACAUUAAUCAAUCCUCCCGACGAGGUAGAACAGAAGCCUAUAGUGGUACCGAAAGCCGUGGCACGCACUGAAAAGGCCGUCAAGAAAGAGAAGAAGGAGGUGAAAGAAGAAACCAAUGACGAUUUCACCAACGACACUGAGGAUGCCAAAGUCAGCCAAGACUCCAUUCUACUGUCGUUUGAGAAGAUUAAGACACACUUCCCAGCAGCUCGAAUCAAGAAGAUCAUGCAACUGGACGAAGAUAUCGGAAAGGUCGCACAGGCCACGCCGGUGGUGGUGGGCCGUGCACUUGAGAUUUUCAUGGCCAAUUUAGUGGAGGCCGGCAUUUACGAAGCUAAGAAGGCCGGAGUUCGUCGAAUCUCGGCGCAGCAUAUCCGUACGGCAGUGGAAAACACCGAACAGUUUGACUUUUUGGUGGACGUGGUGUCGAAGUAUCUGUCAGCAAAGAAUUAG